AUGGCGCGCACAAAGCAGGCGGCCGUGAAACGCGAGUCCUCGUCCGAAUUCUUCAACAAGCAGUCUGCGGAGUGGGAGGAUGUCAAUGGAAAGGAGCCCAAGGCGACGAAUGGGCACGCGGCGAAGUCAUCGAAGCCCGCGCAGGGCGAGGCGGGUCUGGUGCAGCUUGUGACUGCGGUGGCCGGCAUCUACGCUUCAUUUUUGACCUGGGCGUUCCUUCAGGAGAAGUUGACGACCAAGGCGUACGGCCCGGCCGACGCACCAGAGGUCUGGCACUUCCCCGUCUUCCUCAACACGAUCCAGUCGCUCUUCGCUGCCGCCGUCGGCUUCGUCUAUCUCUUGGCCUCGACCCCGAAGGGCGCAGCCGUGCCGCCCAUCUUCCCGUCGCGCCGCAUCCUCGGCCCGCUGGCGCUCGUCGCAGUCACCAACAGUCUGGCCAGUCCCUUUGGCUACGCCAGUCUUGCGCACAUCGACUAUAUCACCUUCUUGCUGGCCAAGAGCUGCAAGCUUCUCCCCGUCAUGUUCCUCCACAUUACAAUCUUCCGGAAGCGCUAUCCCAUCUACAAGUACCUCGUCGUGGCCGCCGUUACGCUUGGCGUGGCCGUCUUCACCCUCCACUCUGGGCGCAAGCACAAGAAGUCCACCCGGUCGGAAGAGGCAAACGUCUCUUGGGGCUUGCUGCUGCUGGGAAUCAACCUCCUCUUUGAUGGCCUUACCAACAGCACCCAGGAUUACAUCUUCCAGACGUUUCGCCCGUUUAGCGGACCGCAGAUGAUCCCUGCGCUCGUCUCUACCGGUAUUGGAGAGUGGCUCGGAAUGGACGUUGCUGGUAGCGCUGGCGAGUUGAAUGCGGCCAUUGAAUUCAUGACCAAGUAUCCCGCUGUGUGGAAGGACGUUUUGGGCUUUGCAGCUUGUGGUGCUCUGGGCCAAGUCUUCAUCUUCUACACUCUCUCUACCUUCUCAUCUGUCUUGCUGGUCACCGUCACCGUGACACGCAAGAUGUUCACCAUGAUCCUCUCCGUCGUUGCCUUCGGCCAUCGUCUCACCCAAAUGCAGUGGCUCGGAGUCACCCUCGUCUUUGGCGGCAUCGGUGUUGAAGCUGCUAUUGCUAGGAAGGAAAAGAUGGACAAGGAAGCCGCCAAGGCGAAGAAGUCAUCAUAA
This is a messenger RNA of Trichoderma breve, 1161 nucleotides long. RefSeq names its product UAA transporter family domain-containing protein. The transcript is spliced from 4 exons. Gene Ontology annotation, biological process: UDP-galactose transmembrane transport. Lineage: Eukaryota; Fungi; Ascomycota; Sordariomycetes; Hypocreales; Hypocreaceae. The record is from RefSeq and is a predicted model, not a curated record. The coding region runs from base 1 to 1161 and encodes 386 amino acids. Gene Ontology annotation, cellular component: endoplasmic reticulum membrane; Golgi membrane. Gene Ontology annotation, molecular function: UDP-galactose transmembrane transporter activity; UDP-glucose transmembrane transporter activity.